CACAUCGCACACAAAACAGAGAACAAAAAGCUACACACAGCAGCGCAGCACGAGUGUGUGCUGGUCAGAUCACAAACAAGUCCAGACAGUGACUCACUGUGUGUGUAACGUUACCGAGAGGCAGCACCGAACCACAGAGGGUUAAAUAUCUCCUUCAGUGUGUCCAGUCAGCAGCUGGUUGAAGUGGUCAUACUCCAGUAUUCCCUCCCGAAGCCGUCCUCCUCCCUCAGUGGAAGUUUAGAUGGGUUCUCAGUAUGCUCAGCAGCAGCAGCAGAACGUGGGCGGGUUCUGUCAGCCGGGUCAGCCGGCGUACUUCAGCCCUCCGCAGCAGCAGCCCGCCGCCCCGAGCCAGCCGCCGUACAUGCAGCCACGCCCACUGCCUCAACAGGAGGUGCCUCAGGAGGCGUACGGGGGGCGGGGCCAGUCUGCCGCUAUGACUCCUGGGAAACCAAACCAUGAGGAGAUGAGCCUGAGCCAACAGGAGAGGCCGUCCAGCCUGCCGGAUUUGUCCGGCUCCAUCGAUGACCUGCCCACCGGCACCGAGGCGGCGGUGAGUUCGGGGGCCUCGGGCUCCGGCAGCGCUCAGGGCGACCAGGGGACCCCAGCCCGCUCUCCUUUCUCCCCCCACGUCUCCCCCCGACUCCCCCCGCCAGCUCGCACCGGGCCCUCGCCUUCCCCGUCGCCGUCCCCCGCUGGCUCCAGCGGCCAAUCACGAGCCGGACCGAUGUCACCAGCACCCAGCGGACCAGGCCCUCAGCUGGCCCCUCAGGCCCCUGGUCCUGGAUCAGACGUCGGUCCUCAGGACAGAGGUUUCCCUCCCUCCAUGCAGCGUAGCACUCCGGGGCCUCAGUUUGGCCCUCAGCAGUCAGCGCCGCCUAUGUCCCCUCACCGGGCCCCGGGCGGACCCCUGCACCACGGCUCCUACCAGCAGGGGGCCUCGUACGGCCAGUACGGCCCUCCAGGUAACUACCCACGGCCCCCACACUACGGCGGGGCCGUCAGUGCCAAUUACAGCGGCCCCGGCCCGGGGCCCGGCCUGGCCAACAGCCUGGGGUUGAAUGCCAGCAGUCCCAUGCAUGGUCAGGGCCCGUCAACGCCAGCAGGUCGCGGCCCCGGGCCUGGCACCGGGGGCAGGCCUUUCCCUGCCGGAGGAAGCGCCAUGGCCCCCACCUCACCCGGAAUGCCGCAGCCUGCUGGGCAGGGCAUGGGGCCCCCGGGGCCCAAUGCCAGCCGCAAACCGCCUGAGGUCGGCCCCAACGCCGGGCCGAGUGCCAACUCCUCAUCAUCAUCUGCCGCCGCCCAGGCCAGGCAGGGCAGCUACCUGGGCAUGGCACCGAUGGGAGGGAUUGGUCCUGGAGGUCCUGGAGGUCCUGGAGUUCCUGGAGGCCCCUACAGCCAGCAAGCAAUCUCCAACCCUGGGAGGAUGACACCUCAGGGGCCCCCGUACAGCGCCCCGCCCUCAGGUGCUGUGAUGAUGCCGGCAGACGGGAUGAGUCCUCAUCCAGACACCAAGCAGCGGCCGGAGCUCAGCAAAGACGUCGUGUGUCCUGCCGCCGAACCGCCCAAACCCAAGUGUGUCCGUCCCAGCCCCUCACCCCCUCCCCCCAUGUCCCCCAGCUCAGCGAGUCUGUCGUCGUUUCAUGGAGAGGACAGCGACAGCAUCAGCAGCCCUGCCUGGUCCAAGACGUCCUCCACCAGCCCGUAACCGAGCGUGGCCACGAUGACCGGUGAGAAGAUCACGCGUCUGUAUGAGAUGGGCUCGGAGCCUGAGAGGAGGCUGUGGGUGGACCGCUACCUGUCCUUCAUGGACGAGAGGGGGACGCCCGUCCCCAACCUCCCCGCUGUCGGGAAGAAACCUCUGGACCUCUGCAGGCUGUACCUGGCUGUCCGAGAGAUCGGAGGCCUCGCCAUGGUGAAUAAGAAUAAGAAGUGGAGGGAGUUGUCGUCCCUGCUGAGCGUGGGGACGUCGAGCAGCUCGGCGAGCUCUCUGAAGAAGCAGUACAUCCAGUACCUGUUCGCCUACGAGUGUAAGGUGGAGCGAGGGGAGGAGCCUCCACCUGAGGGCCCGGGGCCCGCCGGAGACGCUAAGAAACUUCUGUCCCUCCAGGCCAAGAUCCAGCCUCCGUCCCCAGCCAACUCGGGCUCCCUGCAGGGCCCCAACACCCCUCAGUCCAGCAGCAGCUCCCUGACCGAGGCCCCCGGGGACCUGAAGCCCCCGACGCCAGCCUCCACGCCACACAGCCAGAUGGGCCCCCACCCGGCUCGCAGGAACAUGGGAGGAGUGAGCGUGCAGGACCCGUUCUCUGAAGGCAGCGAUCCGGCCUUCCACAACAAGCGGGGGCCCGGACGCGGGGGCCCCUACCAGCAGGGCGGGGCCCCGACGGACCCCUCGAUGAGAAUGCAGUAUGAUGCCAACAAGGACCCGUACGGAGGGCCGAGGAAAGGUCCGGGGCCCGGCGAGGCCUUUGGUCCCGGUCAGAUGCCCAGUGGUACCAUGCAGGACAUGUACCCCCGCGGGCCGCCCUCUGGGCCCCUGACGGGGAUGGGCCCCAGGCCCCAGUACCCGUACGGCCCCGGCUACGAGCGGAGGCAGGAUCAUGUGAUGGGCCCGGACGGCGGCAUGGCGCCCCCCGGAGGUCAGAGCAGCGCGGCUCCGUCUGGAAACGAGUCGGCCAUGUUUCCCGCCAGCAGAUACCCCCCCCACCAGAGGUGAGAGCGUACACGACGCUACGCACAGCAGUAUCCUCACAGCAUGGCCUACACUUCCCAUCAGCCCCUGUACCCUCAGCAGCAGGGCUACAAGCGUGCGAUGGAGGGCGUUUACCCACCUGCUAAGCGUCACGAGGGCGAGCCGUUCGGCGUGCAGCCGUUCGGCCCCCAGCAGCCCGACAUGUUCGGCCCCUACAGCGGAGGAGCCGGCAGCGGCUACAUGGGCCCCGAGCGGCGGCCGGUGCAGGGCCAAUACCCGUAUCCGUAUCCCCGGGAACGUCAGGGGCCCCUGCAGCAUGGCAUGAUGGCCUCGGGACCGCCAGCGGUGUCGGGGGGCCCCGGGGAGGGGCCGCAGCCCAACAUGUGGCACCCCAGGACAGACAUGAGCUACACAUACAGCCGGCAGGGCCAGGCCCCCUACACGCCCAUGGGCCGAGGAGACGACCAGGAGAGCCGGGCCCCCCAGGACAGCCAAUGGCCCCCCAGUCACCCGGGCCAACGCCAGCCUCCGUACCCCCCCCACUCCUCCUCCUCUGUGCCCCCCCCACCCUCCAGACAGCCCCCCUCCUCCUUCCAGGCCACGCCCACCGUCCCUAACCACGUGACCCGCUCUCACAGCCCCUCACCCUUCCCCCGGCCCCUGGGGGCCUCUCUGUCCCCCAACAGCGCCCCCUACCUGAAGAAGCUGGGGCCCCCACCUGCUCAGGGCCCCCUCAUCCACAGAGAGGUCAGCUUCCCCCCCGGAUCCGUGGAGGCCACGCCCCCCAAACUGAAGCCACGUCGCCGACUCACCGCCAAAGACGCGGGGACCCCGGAGGCGUGGCGGGUGAUGAUGUCACUGAAGUCCGGCCUGUUAGCAGAGAGCACCUGGGCGCUCGACACCAUCAACAUCCUGCUGUACGACGACAGCACUGUGGGCUCCUUCAGCCUGUCACAGCUCCCUGGUUUCCUGGAGCUCAUCGUGGAGUUUUACCGUCGCUGCCUGAUCCAGAUCUUUGGCAUCCUGGAGGAGUACGAGGUGGAAGCUGAGAGCCAGAGGAGCCUGCUGGGACCCCUGUCCGACUGCCCUGAGGAGGAGGUGCAGGAGGAGGUGCGGGGAGACAGCCAAUCAGUCGCGGAGCAGAGGACUCUGGUGGAGGAGAUGGAGGAUAGAAUGGAGGAGCGGCUCACAGCUGAGGCCGAGGAGGAGGUGACGGGGGGUGACCCUGUUGUCAAAGAGGAGGCGGAGGUGAAGGAGGAGCAGCAGGAGCAGGCAGAGCCCCGCCCCCAACAGGCCAGCAAGUAUGACAAGCUGCCAAUCAAGGUGGAGGAGGAUGGGGAGGAGUGGGAGGAGGUGGAGGAGCGCUGGGCUGAGCUACGCCGACCCAACGGCUUCAUCAGCGGCCUCCUGCACUGGAGGGCCGGAGGAGGAGACUCCACCGCUCACAUCCAGACAGGAGAGAGGGAGGCGAGGAGGCGAGGAGACCAGGGGAGGAGGCAGGAGGGAGGCAAGGAAAAGGACCCGGCGGCCGGGGAGGAGACGCCACCUGAAACACAAGAAGGCUUCCUGUCGGAGGUCAGAGGUCGGAGGUCGCCGGCGGCUCAGAGUCCCCUCAGCCAGCUGGAGGACGAGCCUCGCUGCUGGGACGAGGCGCCGCUGUCCACCGCCGAGUCCUGGCAGGACGCUCUGGCUAAACGCUGCGUCUGCAUCUCCAACAUCGUGCGCGGCCUCUCCUUCGUCCCCGGCAACGACGGCGAGAUGUCGCGGCACCCGGGCCUGGUGCUGAUCCUGGGCCGGCUGGUGCUGCUGCACCACCAUCACCCGCGCAGGAAACGGACGGCACCCAGCUACCAGCGGGAGGAGGAGCGGGGGCUGGCGUGCAGCCGGGACGAGUGGUGGUGGGACUGCCUCGCGGCGCUCAGGGAGAACACGCUGGUGACGCUGGCCAACAUGGCGGGCCAGCUGGACCUGUCGCAGUACCCCGAGAGCAUCUGCCUGCCCGUCCUGGACGGGCUGCUGCACUGGAUGGUGUGCCCGUCCGCCGAGGCGCAGGACCCGUUCUGCUCGGCAGGCGGCACGUCCUCGCUCACGCCGCAGAGACUGGUGCUGGAGUGUCUGUGCAAGCUGAGCAUCCAGGACUGCAACGUGGACCUGCUGCUCGCCACGCCGCCCUUCAGCCGCCAGCAGAAGCUCUACGCCACGCUGAUGCGCCUGGUGGGCGAGAGGAAGAGCCAGGUGUGCCGGGAGAUGGCGGUGGCGGUGCUGUCCCACCUGGCGCAGGGCGACCCAACGGCAGCGCGCUCCAUUGCCCUGCAGAAGGGCAGUGUGGGAACUCUGAUCGGCUUCCUGGAGGACAGUGUGGCGGUGGCUCAGUACCAGCAAAGCUCUCACGGUGUGCUGCACGCCGCCGCGCCGCCCGAGCCGCCCAGUGUCAACAUGAUGUGCCGCGCCGCCAAAGCGCUGCUGGCCAUGGCGAGGGUGGAAGAGAACCGGACGGAGUUUGUUCUGUACGAGAGCCGGCUGCUGGACAUCUCGCUUUCGGCCGCCCUCGACUCCUCGGUGGCGGCCAUCAUGUGUGAAGUACUGUUUAAGAUCGGCCGCUCGUGACACGAUCACCGCCAUGGAGCGCGCUCAGUGUGACGGAGUGGCUCCUGUUAUAUUUUUAUUUAAAGAACAAACAAAUGUUUUUACGUACAAAUGAAUAUAUAUAGAAUCUAUACGGCUCCGCGGCUCCAUCUGCAAAAUGUUUAUUUGGGAUUUUUAAGUAAUUUUAAUACAAAAAUAUUUAAUACUUGUAUUUUUAAUUUUUUAUUCUUUUGUCAGUUUGUUGUUUUGUUUUAACCAAAGUGUGACGGGGCGCUGCCGCUCUUUGUGGACGUUUGUUUCUGUUCCCGGGGGCGGGAUUAGUUAGCUGUUGGGGGCGGGGUCAGGUUAAUUUAAGCGGGGACACGUGUUGUUUGACAUGUUGUAGAUAAGCGUGUCUCUGCUCAUGUGGUUCGACAGGAAACGCUGAUGUUCAGUCACGUACUUUGUUUUGGUGCAAUAGGUUUGUUUUGGGCGUUUCUUACUUUAAAUGUGAAUUCUUUGACCAUCUGCAGUUUGACCAUCAGUAUUUUGCCGACAGCAGUAUCAGACGCCACUUUCUGUUUUCGAAGAACUUUUACCGUCAGUCAGAACUCCCAUCAUCCUCCUGUAAAUAGACGAUGUACAUUCGAGCGUCAUCAUUUAAAACCACCUGAACGUUUAGUUUCUCUCUCCUCCAGCAGGUGAAGACUUCUCUCUGUAUUUAAGGAAAAACUCCCAGUUCAGGACGUGGGGGGGGGCGGGGGGUCUGAUCGGGGAGGGUGCGUUUGGUUUGACAGACUGCGUGUACAGGAGGCGGAGGGCCGGGCGGGACUGGACUCAUCAUGUCGCUCACUGACACAGAAACCGUUAUAACAAAUGUAAAGAGAUAAAAAAAGAACAGGUCUCUUCAUGCAGCUCGUCUCCUGUUUGAUUUGACAGACGCUGUUUCUUCAGAUCUUUAUGUUCCACAACCAGAAUAAACGUACAUGAACUCUGCUGAGCACUGAACGCA
Messenger RNA from Plectropomus leopardus (leopard coralgrouper), 6266 nucleotides. Lineage: Eukaryota; Metazoa; Chordata; Actinopteri; Perciformes; Serranidae. The record is from RefSeq and is a predicted model, not a curated record.